AUGAAUCGAUUCGUACCAUUCAAUACUUCUAGGUACCGGUUUAUUUGGUUUUGUUGUUGCAGUCGUUCAAUUACAAUGAAUGUUUUGGAAUUGUUUGGAUUUGACUUCAGUACCACGCUUACCGAGACUCAAGAACUUACGAAAGAUUAUGAACGAUCCAAUUUGCUGUUAAUCACUAGAUUGGUAUUGCGCGUAUUUUUGGAUGAAAGUAUGCGUUCGCGACAUCGUAUUAUCAAUGCCGAAAUACGUUCACUUGCUGAUCUUUUCGUCAUACUUGAGAAAGUUUUGUGGCAUGGUUUCAGAAGUUCAGUCCAGAAGACAAUGAUAGCACUGCGUGCCCCAGAUUCCGAGUUAUGGAGUUGUCUUGGUAAAGUUGCAAACGUAAAUGCAGAUAUGAAUGAAAGUUACCAAUGCAUUGAUCGUCUUGAUAAGAUCACAGCCCCUCUGCUUCGCAUUCGAGCCUUCCUGAGAUUAGCAGUCAUGCAAAAGAAACUUGGUAACUACUUCGAAAAUUUGAUCACUUCAUGCUACAUCAGAUUUGCUUGUAAGACAUAUGGAUUAGCAGAACAGAACAUUUUACAAAAUGUUUUCCGGGACUUCUACGAGCCGUGGGCACUGAUUCGACAUGACGAAUGCAUCGGUUUAUCCGGAGCAUUGAUGGCACUUUCCGUUCUUGAUUGCAAUCUAGUGCUAGAUCAGGCACAGUUAGUAAAUCAACCCGUAACUGUUGAACUAGCGGCUUAUGUCUGUUUACCAAACAUAUCGAAUAAUACUAAUGGUGAAAAGGAACCUGAUAUGGCUGAUGCAAAAUCACUGGAACUUGUUCUUGAUCAAAAAAAUUAUUUAGAACAACGAAAUCAUUAUUUGGAAUCCAAAGUGAUUGAGUUGAAAGCGAAACUGGAAGAAGUCAGUCUGUCUACUCUCAAUAGCGUCAGUGUGGUUAAUGCUGCAAUGGAAGAUGCAUCAAAAGUGACUAGUGAGCAUAUUGCUACAACAGAAGCACAAGAAAAGGAAAAAGUGGAGCUAGCUCAGUUAGUAUCUGAAAAAGAAGAUUCCAUACGAAUUUUACGGCAGCAACUAGCAGAUACGAAAAAAGUGAACGUUGAUUUGUAUGAAAAAAUUCGUAUUGUGGAAGGGAAAUAUCGACAACUGGAAAAAGACAUGAUUAGUGCCAAUAAGCGAUAUAACUAUGAGAGAGAACAGCAACAACAAAUGAUUGAUAUAUUGAACAAAAGAAAUUCUAUGCGUGAAAUGGAUUUUGAACAUGAAGCUGGGACUUCAGAGAUGUUGAAAAAGGAGCUAGCUGAUAAAACUGAUGAAUACAUGCAAACAUUGAAUGUGUUGGAAAAGAAGCAGCAGGAAUUGGCUGUUGCGAAUGACCGACUUGGAAAAUUCCAGCGUCAGAUUUCUGAGUUGAAUGAAAAGCUGAAACAGUUGCCUGUGUUAAAACAGGAACUCGAAGAAUUGACUGCCAGUUACAAAUAUAAAAGUGAGAAACUGGAGGAUUGUGAAAAAGCUUUAGAAGAACUUGGUGGUCAUCUUUCGGAGUCAAAGUUGAAAGUAGUUGAAUUGAAAGAAGAAUUGUUGCCUCUUUCGGAAGCUGAGUGGGAAAAAGAUGGUAAUGUUUUGAAUUGUAAAGGGUGCAAUUUGCAAUUCAGUAUGAGUAAACGAAAGCAUCACUGCAGGAAUUGCGGAUCUAUAUUUUGCAAUUCAUGCACUGAUGCGCGUGUCAAACUGCCUUCUAACGCGAAACCAGUGCGAGUCUGUUUGCACUGCUACAACUUAUUGCGCUCGCGACAUAAUUCUUCAUUAGAAGAAAGCUCAUCACUUAAUUCUUUUUAG
Cercopithifilaria johnstoni is the source of this 1842-nucleotide messenger RNA. The record is from the annotation of a GenBank genome assembly. Lineage: Eukaryota; Metazoa; Nematoda; Chromadorea; Rhabditida; Onchocercidae.